Molecule: messenger RNA, 1011 nt
Organism: Morchella sextelata
Lineage: Eukaryota; Fungi; Ascomycota; Pezizomycetes; Pezizales; Morchellaceae
Exons: 7
Coding region: 1-1011 (336 amino acids)
Molecular function (GO): hydrolase activity
Source: RefSeq, a predicted model, not a curated record
AUGCGUUUGAACCCAAUCGACCCAUACGACGACCCCCGUGUCACUCAUGAGUUUGCAACAUUGAAUGGGAGGAAUUACCACUACGUUCAAGGACUUCCACAAGGCACCCCGAAGGGGACUAUUGUCUGUAUCCAUGGCUUUCCCGAUUUCUGGUAUGGCUGGAAGAAUAUUAUUCCCUACCUACUGCAAAAAGGCUUCCGCGUCGUGGUCCCCGACAUGAUUGGUUAUGGAAAAACAGACAUGCCCCGAGUGCCACCCUCUUCCAUCUCGGCAUACAGCUGGAAAUCUACAGCCUCGGACAUGUACGCUCUCACCGAGCACCUCAAACUUUCAAACGUGAUUCUUCUCGGUCAUGACUGGGGUGCUUUCGUCUCCUACCGCAUCCACCUCUACCACCCACAGAGGUUCACCCAUAUUAUAACCGUUUGCGGCUUCUUCUUACCAAUCAUGCCGGUAUUCUUCCCACUGGAUGUUAUGGUCCAGAAGUACCCGAGCCUUACGUAUCAAAUUGCGUUUUCGGACCCGCAGACGGACAAGGAUUUGGAGAACGAAGAUAAUAGGAGGAAAUUUAUCAAGUUCUUGUACAGGAACAGUAAGGAUGCGAAGCCGGUGGGGAAACUACAGGUCGAGAAGGAUUUGAUCAGCGGGAUCGGGGAGGAUAAUACGUUAAGUGCAUUGUUUACAGAGAAGGAUUUGGAAGUAUAUAUGGAUGCGUUCUCGAGGGGAUUUCACGGUCCUUUGAACUGGUACAAAAUCCGCGAAGUUAACCACGAGGAUGAGCAGAAACUAGAGGUCACACGCAUUGAAUGUCCGACUCUUAUUAUCCGCGCCAUGAAAGAUAUGGCAAUUAGGCCGGAAAUGAUGGAUGGUCAGGAUAAACUCAUCACCGACUUGACGGUUCGAGAUGUGGAGGCAUCGCACUGGGCGCUAUUGGAAGCACCAGAAGAGCUAUACAAGCAUAUUGAUGAGUGGCUUAGCAAUGUCGUUUUGGGGGGUAAAUUGAAGUUGUAA